Molecule: messenger RNA, 1047 nt
Organism: Heterobasidion irregulare TC 32-1
Lineage: Eukaryota; Fungi; Basidiomycota; Agaricomycetes; Russulales; Bondarzewiaceae
Gene: gpx1
Product: low redox class II peroxidase
Exons: 10
Coding region: 1-1047 (348 amino acids)
Biological process (GO): hydrogen peroxide catabolic process; cellular response to oxidative stress; response to reactive oxygen species
Molecular function (GO): heme binding; peroxidase activity
Source: RefSeq, a predicted model, not a curated record
AUGGCGUUCAACAUCCCCACUCUCCUUUUCGCUGCAUUCGCUUUUUCGUCGCUCGCUCAUGCUGCAAUCACCCCCCGCGUCGAAUGCGCCGACGGUAGCAUCACCACGAACAAGGCGUGCUGUCCGCUCUUCAGCCUCCGCGACCAGCUCCAGCGCGACUUUUUCGAGGGGGAGUGCGACUUCGAGUCCCGCGGAUCCCUCCGCCUCGCUUUCCAUGACGCUGUCGGAUAUUCUCUGUCGAAUCCAAAUGGCGGCGGAGGCGCCGACGGUUCCAUCAUGCAGUUCGCAUCAAUCGAGAACGCGUACGAUGCCAACCUCGGUAUCGACGAGAUCGUCAACGCGCAGCUGCAGUUCCUCGCGACACACAAUGUGUCCCUCAGCUACGGUGACUUUAUCCAGUUUGCAAGUGCCGUAGGGCUGACCAACUGUCCUGGCGCACCUACACUCGAUUUCUAUCUCGGACGCCCGGACGCCAAGGCUGCUGCUCCGGAUGACACUGUCCCGGAGCCCUUCCACACGCCCGAUAUCAUUCUGGCCCGCAUGGCCGAUGUGGGAUUCACCCCGAAUGAGGUCGUCGCUCUGCUUGCCUCGCACACAAUGGCAACAUCAAAGGAAGUCGACGAAACAAUUGCCGCGCUGCCCUUUGAUUCGACGCCCGCGACGUUCGACACGCAGUUCUACCUCGAGUCGCUGCUGAACGGUACCAUGUAUCCUGGGGCUGAUGGUAAAAAUUUCGGUCAAGAGAUGUCUCCCUUUGGCGGCGUGAUCCGCAUCACAUCCGAUUAUCUGCUAGCAAGGGAUUCGCGCACAGCGUGUCAAUGGCAAGGAAUGAUCAAGAACCAAUCGCGGAUGCAGUCUGCGUUCAAAGCCGCGAUGAAGAAGCUCUCGCUUGUCGGGCAGAAUGAGCUCAGCCUCAUCGACUGCUCUGAGGUCAUCCUGCCUGCCGCGCGCGUCAAUGACAGCCCACAUUUCCCGCAUGGCACGUCGGAGAAGGAUGUUGAUCAAUCGUGCAAUAUGCCGUUCCCGGACUUGCCCACCACAGCCUAA